UAGUACAUCCAAUUCCAAAACGGUCUAAAACCCUGGGAGGGAGGAGGCUACUGGGGGAGAAACAAAGUAACCGUCUUCUUCCUUAAACCCAUCAUCCAUCAUCUCUUCACGUUUUCUUCACCACCCAACCCUAAUUCCUUUCAUUCAAAUUCUCUUCACCCUCACCCCCACUUCAUUUUCAGACCCUCCUGGCUCCAAUGUCGUCGGCCUUCGACCAUGUUAAGGACAUGCACGACGCCUCUCUCAAGCCUCGCUUCCUCCACACCCUCAUCAGAGACCACCUCCCCGACGAUAACCUCCCCUCCCGCACCUCAUUCGACCUCUCCAACCUCGUCCACAUGAUCAAAACCCACAACCUCCUCUCCGAGUCCGUACAAGAUCCCACGGACCAGAAGCUUACCACUCACUGGAGAUCCGCCGUUGAUUCCUGGGUCGACCGCUUGCUGCUUCUCGUUUCCAGUGACAUGCCAGAUAAAUGCUGGGCCGGAAUUUGUUUGCUAGGAGUGACUUGUCAGGAAUGCAGCUCUGAUCGAUUCUUGGCAUCAUACUCUGUUUGGUACCAGAAGCUUGUAUCACCUCUUCAGUCUCCGACAACUUCUCAGUUCGUGAAGGUGGCCUCUUGUGCUUCAAUGUCAGAUCUCCUUACAAGGUUGGGUGGAUUUCCACUUGUUAAGAAAGAUGGAACUGCCCAUGCUGGGAAACUCAUUCCAUCAGUUUUGAAGUUGUUAGAUGAUGAUCACUCGGAGGUUGUUUGGGAAGAAGCAGUUCGAUUGCUAUGCAUAUUCAUAUCUUUCUUUCCAAUUUCCAUCAGUCGUCAUUAUGACAGUGUUGAAGAUGCUAUUGCUUCAAAAAUUUUGUCUGGAAAAUGUAGUUUCAAUAUGCUGAAGAAACUUGCUCAUUGCCUGGCAUUAAUACCAAAAUCAAAAGGAGAUGAGGAAAGCUGGUCAUUAAUGAUUCAGAAGAUUUUAUUGUCAAUUAAUCGUCAUCUGAAUGAUGUUUUCCAGGGUUUUGAGGAAGAAACUAAACGUCAUGAAGGUAUUAGACUUUUGGUUCCUCCUGGGAAAGACCCCCCUCCCCCCUUGGGGGACCAUACAUUAACAGGAGAAGCCUCAGAAGAUGCAAGAAAGAGGUCUCAUAGUUCACUGGUCUCCAGUGUCUCUACACUGAUGAUAUGCUGCUCUACAAUGCUAACCAGUUCAUACCCUGUUCAGGUGACCGCCCCUAUUCACUCCUUAUUAGCCCUUAUUGAGAGAGUAUUGGAUGUGGAUGGCUCCUUGUCACGCUCCUUGCGGCUGUUUAUGACUGCCAUGCAGCAAGAGUUCGUUUGUUCGGAACUUCCACAUUUGCACUCGUAUAGUUUGGACCUCCUUACUGCAAUCUUUAAGGGUGUCCGCAGUCAAGUUUUACCGCAUGAAGCACAUAUAGUGCAUUUGCUUUCAGUGUACUUAAAAAGAUGUGUAUUGCCAGAAUUGAGGGUUAAGGUCUACUCAAUCACAAAGAUUUUGCUGAUAUCCACGGGUGUCGGAGUGGGAGUAUGCCUUGCACAGGAAGUCGUGAACAGCGCUUUUGUUGACUUGAAUCCCAUUGUUACGGAGAAUAGUAGUGCCAGCGCAAAGCCCUCAACCGAAGCAUUGCUCCAAACACCACAACCUAGCAAUAGAAAGAGGAAGCAUGGAACUUCGAUCACAUCUCUCGAGGUGCAUAACCCAAGUAGUUUGGAGUUGGGAACCCCCAAGAACAAUACAAGAUGUUCAAUUUCUGUGCAAAUAGCCGCACUUGAGGCAUUAGAAGCUCUUCUGACUGUGGAUGGUGUAUUUAAAUCUGAAGGAUGGCGAUCAGAUGUUGAUCUUCUUCUAAUAAACAUAGCUACAAAUUCCUUGAAAGGGGGACUUGCUAGUGAGAACACAAGCAUUUAUCAGCCAAAUGAACCUACUGAUGUUUGGGGUGAUAUACAGCUUGCAGCUCUGCGUGCACUUUUGGCGUCUUUCUUGUCUUCAUCUCGUGUCCGUCCCCCUUACUUAGCUCAGGGUGUUGAUCUUUUCCGUAGAGGCAAGCUUGAAAGUGGUACCAAACUUGCUGAAUUUUGUGCUCAUGCUCUCUUAGUCUUAGAGGUGCUUAUACAUCCCAGGGCCCUCCCACUGGCAGAUUUCUCCAAUACGACUAGCAUUGAUGAAAGAGUUCACCACAAAUACCCAGGAAAUAUCUACUCUGGUAGUCUAAAGCACAGAACCUCACAUUCAACUGACAUGCAGGGAACGGUGCAUGAUGCUCCUAAUUUAUAUCACGAUGAACUGUACUCAAGCUGGAUUGAAACCAGUAAAGAAAUGGUAGCACCCGGGAAUGACCUAGGCAAGACCAUGCAGAUUGGAGAACCAUCCAAAAUUGCAGCAGUUCAUGGCAAUCAAAUUAUUUCAGCAGAUGCUUCACUUAGCAAAGAAAAUGAAGCCAGAAGGGAAAAGGAGAUUGUAGCAGCGACCAUUGACUAUGUGAAGAUUAGAGGAAAUGGAGAUGACAGUAUGGUCGAACCUCUUCCUGAAGACAUGGAAAUGGAGCAAUAUCAAGGAGUUACCAAUAUGGUCGCAGAUCCUGAGAACAGCAAGGGAUUUGCAUAUGGGAUAACUAAUGAUUCGGAUACAGACUCAAUUCCUGAUAUUGUGGACGUCGGUCCAGAUUCUGAUUCUGAAUGAUGCUGAUACCAAAAUUACAGUUAUGUUCGGUCUAUUUUGUUGAAAUUUUUAGUCAUAUUUCCUAUCCUA
Molecule: messenger RNA, 2756 nt
Organism: Rosa chinensis
Lineage: Eukaryota; Viridiplantae; Streptophyta; Magnoliopsida; Rosales; Rosaceae
Product: proline-, glutamic acid- and leucine-rich protein 1
Exons: 13
Coding region: 198-2687 (829 amino acids)
Biological process (GO): rRNA processing
Cellular component (GO): nucleus
Source: RefSeq, a predicted model, not a curated record